Didymosphaeria variabile is the source of this 756-nucleotide messenger RNA. RefSeq lists its product as uncharacterized. The record is from RefSeq and is a predicted model, not a curated record. NCBI's taxonomy places the organism in Eukaryota, Fungi, Ascomycota, Dothideomycetes, Pleosporales, Didymosphaeriaceae. The transcript has a single exon. The coding region runs from base 1 to 756 and encodes 251 amino acids.
AUGCCCGGGACUCUAGAUGCCGCUUGGAGCAGACUCACAGGCGCAAUUAUCCAAUUACAAACCAGCAUCCACGCCUACAAAUCUUCUCAGGAGCAUCCGUCACAGUAUAAAUUCCUAGAAAUCAAAAACAGCGAAUAUCCAACUCAGCAUACUACGGAGUCAUUUGCUCCACAAACAGGGCAGGCAACAACCUCUUUAGCCACAUGCGCCAGUCUCAAUGCCCUCGAAGCGCAACUUGCCUCCUUCGAGCAACAACUGAAGCAACGCAGACAAUGGCGUGUACCGCCAUAUUUUAGCCCGGAUCCUUUUCUUUUGAUCGAUCUAAGUGACUUGGACGAUGCCAUACAUCUCCUGGAAAGUGCCAUUGAUAUCCCAAGGUUUCCUCAGCGAGCGAAGACCCCGCACGACGCUUUUUCGAAGCAAAGGUGGGAGUGGGACUUUCAGUGGUCUGAAUGGUACUACGAGGAUCCAACAUCGAGGAUCCAUGUCUACUUGACUGAGUGGGAGCUGAGGGACGAUGCGAGUGAGUGGCAGAUAGUAGCGCAAGGUCAUAAAAGUGUGGAAGAAAGUUUGGCAACGCUUGGAUCGUGGGUAGAAUGGGUGUGGGAUCAGGAGUGGGGUGAAUGGUAUCUGCCCUUGAUUGUGGAGGAUGAUGAGGUGACGAGGAGGAGGAUAUAUGCUUGUCACUGGAAGAAGACUGAAGAGGGGAACUGGGUCUAUGUCGAAAGGAGGGCGAGUACACACGAGGACAAUUGA